CAAGGAUCUGUUCUUAUCUGCCUAGGAUUGUUUGCUUUCAUUGCAAUUGUCGAUUGCCAGGAAAACAAUAAUCUCGUGUCCAUACUAACCGACCACUCUAUACAAUGCCCACCGUUUGACGAUCCCAACCAUAAUGUGAUGUUGCCAUAUCCCAACGACUGUCGCAAGUAUUACGUAUGCCAUAAAGGACGAGCCUAUGAGCAACAGUGUCCUGUGAAUUUGUUCUGGAGCCAGCUGACCUACCGUUGUGACUACAAGGAGUACUCCAACUGCAACUCGGAUAUUCCAAGUACCAACCAUGAUGUUGAGGUCAUAUUCACUGCAUAUCCCGGAGAUUGCAGGCGAUUCUACGAGACACGUAUCCUUCGCUGUGAGCAAAACCUCCAGUGGAGUUCAGUAUACCAGAGAUGCGUUGCCCCACAAUAUGGAUUGUCAGAUUGUCAGAGCUAUCCUGUGACCUUGCCACCCGAAGUUCCCUUCACCCCAUUGCCCACGUAUCCAGCCGUUCCAACCGUUCCCGCAACCGUGACACCUUAUGAUGCCAUGCCCACCGCUGGUACUCCACCGCCUGUAACUCCUAUGGAAUCAUUGCCUCUGCCAAUUGAUGUCCAAUCGUUGUGCAAUAACAGUCCUCCCAAUGCGUACAUUCCUUAUCCGGGCAGUUGCAAGAAGUUUAUACAUUGCGGACCAACAGCAACCAUUCUUUCAUGCUCAAACUCCUUGAAUUGGAAUCCUGCCCAGCGUGCGUGCACCACUUCCAGCAAUGGGUGCCAGUCUUCUUUUAAUUGA
Drosophila mauritiana is the source of this 789-nucleotide messenger RNA. RefSeq lists its product as uncharacterized. Gene Ontology annotation, cellular component: extracellular region. Gene Ontology annotation, molecular function: chitin binding. Bases 139 to 789 code for a protein of 216 amino acids. The record is from RefSeq and is a predicted model, not a curated record. The transcript has 2 exons. NCBI's taxonomy places the organism in Eukaryota, Metazoa, Arthropoda, Insecta, Diptera, Drosophilidae.